AUGGCAGCACCCACGAACCGCGCCGCCUGGCUCCGCGAACUGAACAUGCCGCUCGAAGUCGGGCCCGCUGAGAUGGGCAAGCCGGGACCCAACGAAGUUCUCAUCAAGAACCGCGCCGUCGCCAUGAACCCUGUCGACUGGAUGAUGCAAUACGGCACUUUCCCGGCCGGCCCGCUGCCGAGGAUCCUGGGCAACGAUGUCGCCGGCGACAUUGUCGAGGUCGGCGAGGGCGUCACGCAGUUCGCCAAAGGUCAGAGGGUGCUCGCCCACUGCAUUGGUCUGGCUACCAACGAGUCCAAGUAUGGCGCGUUUCAGGAGUACGCGGUGGUCCCGACUGUAGGGUGCUGCGUGAUUCCGGACGGGAUGAAAUACGAAGACGCGUGUGUACUUCCCCUGGCCAUCUCGACGGCCAGCAUAGGGCUCUUUCACGAGGAGAGGAUGGGUCUCACGACUCCCAUGGACCCCAUGGAGAAGAGCCAGCCUGAAGAGGCUAUCCUCGUCUGGGGAGGCAGUUCUAGCGUCGGAAGCGCCGCGAUACAGCUGGCUGUCGCCACCAAAUAUAGAGUCGUAACGACAGCCUCUCCGCGAAACUUUGACCUGUGCAGAAAGCUGGGCGCGAGUGAGGUUUUUGAUCACACUAGCCCUGGGAUCGUCGGGGACUUGACGGCGGGAUUACAGAAAUGGGCCUGUCGGGGAGCUUUUGAUGCUAUUGCGACGAGAGAUACGCAGUUGAAUGCGGCGCAGGUACUGGCUGAGCUUGGGGGAGGGGGGAUGGCGGUUGUGCUGGCCCCUAUCAAGGAACUGCCAGCAACCGUGGAAGCCAGAGGCAUCUACGCCGUGUCUAUCCUCCAGCAAGACGAGGCCCUUGGGAAAGCAAUAUACCGAGACUUCCUGCCGCGGGCGCUCGAACAAGGGCUGAUCAAGCCGGCCCCGCCAUCGGAUGUCGUCGAGCACGGCGUCGAGCAUAUUCAGGUAGCUGUUGAUAAGUUGCGGGCUGGAGUGUCCGGGUCGAAGGUGGUGGUGACGCUUUAG
Messenger RNA from Cladophialophora psammophila CBS 110553, 1032 nucleotides. RefSeq lists its product as uncharacterized. The coding region runs from base 1 to 1032 and encodes 343 amino acids. Gene Ontology annotation, molecular function: oxidoreductase activity, acting on NAD(P)H. The record is from RefSeq and is a predicted model, not a curated record. NCBI's taxonomy places the organism in Eukaryota, Fungi, Ascomycota, Eurotiomycetes, Chaetothyriales, Herpotrichiellaceae. The transcript is spliced from 3 exons.